Messenger RNA from Sardina pilchardus (European sardine), 6129 nucleotides. It is a transcript of the gene ugcg, whose product is annotated as UDP-glucose ceramide glucosyltransferase. Lineage: Eukaryota; Metazoa; Chordata; Actinopteri; Clupeiformes; Clupeidae. Gene Ontology annotation, biological process: glucosylceramide biosynthetic process. The record is from RefSeq and is a predicted model, not a curated record. Gene Ontology annotation, molecular function: ceramide glucosyltransferase activity. The transcript has 9 exons. Gene Ontology annotation, cellular component: membrane. Bases 62 to 1243 code for a protein of 393 amino acids.
UAGCCUCUACUGCGCUCUAGGGCCAAGUACUACGGAGACAAAUACAGAUUACGGGACAACCAUGGCCCUCCUUGAUCUUGCCAUGCAAGGAUUCUCCAUCUUCGGAUUUUGCUUAUUUAUUGUUCUCUGGCUCAUGCAUUUCAUGUCGAUCAUCUAUGUCCGUCUACAUCUCAACAAGAAAACUCCCGAUAAGCAGCCCUACAGCAAGCUAGCCGGGGUCUCGCUUCUCAAGCCACUGAAAGGGGUCGACCCGAACCUCGUCAGCAACCUGGAGACGUUCUUCGAGUUGGAUUACCCCAAGUAUGAGAUCCUCCUGUGUGUCCAGGAUCAUGAUGACCCUGCCAUAGACGUGUGCAAGAAGCUCCUGGGCAAAUACCCCAAUGUGGACGCCAGGUUAUUCAUAGGAGGGAAGAAAGUUGGCAUCAACCCAAAGAUUAACAACCUCAUGCCCGGGUACGAGGGGGCCAAGUAUGACUUGGUCUGGAUCUGCGACAGUGGAAUUCGAGUGCGGCCGGACACACUCACAGACAUGGCCAUGCAGAUGACGGAGAAGGUGGGUCUAGUCCAUGGCCUCCCGUACGUCGCUGACAGACAAGGCUUCGCCGCCACGCUGGAACAGGUCUACUUUGGGACGUCUCACCCGCGCUCCUACAUCUCUGCCAACGUGAUGGGCAUCAAGUGUGUGACGGGCAUGUCGUGCCUCAUGCGGAAGGACAUCCUGGACCAGGCAGGGGGCCUCAUCGCCUUCGCCCAAUACAUCGCCGAGGACUACUUCAUGGCCAAAGCCAUCGCCGACAGAGGAUGGAAAUUCUCCAUGGCAACGCAGGUAGCCAUGCAGAACUCGGGCUCCUACUCCAUUGCACAAUUUCAGUCCCGCAUGAUCAGGUGGGCCAAGCUCCGCAUCAACAUGCUGCCGGCGACCAUCAUGGAGCCCAUCUCGGAGUGCUUCGUGGCCAGCCUGAUCAUCGGCUGGGCGGCGCACCACGUCUUCCGCUGGGACAUCAUGGUGUUCUUCAUGUGCCACUGCCUGGCCUGGUUCAUCUCCGACUACAUCCAGCUACGGGGAGUCCAGGGCGGGCCUCCAUCCUUCUCGAAGCUGGACUAUGCGGUGGCGUGGUUCAUCAGGGAGUCCAUGGCCAUCCAGAUCUUCCUGUCGGCGCUGUGGGACCCCACCAUCAGCUGGAGGACCGGACGCUACCGCCUCCGCUGUGGGGGCACCGCCGAGGAGAUCCUGGACGUAUAACCCCCCCCCCCUUCACUCACACACACAUAAAUGAAUAUAUAGAGAGAUAUAUACACACACACACUCACAUACACAAACACACACACACACCAGUCACCAACGUCACCAUCAACCCUCCCUGCCGCCCCGUAGCCUUAGGGGUUGGGGUCGGGGUUCAGGGGUCGUGGGGGGCAGAGACUAGUCACACACACACCACGGUACCCACAGAGAACGUGUGAGUGGGGAGCGGUCAAGAUAAGGAAGGAGGGAAGAGGAGAGCUAUCCCUGGACAUUACGGAAAAGGAAGAAAGGAGAGGUGGGGUUUGACGAUGGACAAAGAACUCAUUGUUUCGAGUGUGCGGUCGUUCGUUUCCUUUUCUAGUUUUUGUGUUGUUCUGUUGUUGUUGUUGUUGUUUUGAAAUGUUGCAGUAGGUGACUAAACCCAAGAGAGCCUUUUUGUGUGAGUGUUAUGAAGGUGUGUGUGUGUGUGUGUGUGUGUUCUCUGGGACAUUUUUGUUUUCAUUUUGUUUUUCAGGCUUUGUGGGUGUUGUAGAUGAGAUUCCGACAGAAUCUCCCGUCUUUGUAAAUGAGCCAACAGUGAGAGUGUAUGGAAACACAAGAGAAGCGAUGAGAGUGGGAGAUGUGUGUGUGUGUGUGUGUGUGGUGAGGGGGGGGAACGGAUUGGGGAUCAGAGUCAGAGUGUUGAUGGUGGACGAGUUAGAGAUGCCCAGUGGCCAUCCCCAGCAGACGCUUGAGCACUUACUCACCCUAGAACGCCACAUUCACUUACACGAGGAUCAAAGAUCAUUUUAUAGCUGAAGCAACGAUCUCUAGUUGUGUUAGUAGGGGGUAACAGUGUCUGUCGUGUAUUCCCAGCCAAGCCCAGGCAUUUGUCUUUGUGUGUAAGCCUGACGCUGUGGAACGCAUGAGCCUGUUGUGAGAUUCGGUGUCUUUUUUUUUACACAUCAGCUGUUUCUAGAUAGGCUUUUGUAGACAAACGAGGAGGGCGGGCCGCAGACGAGAGUCGAGCGCUCGACAGGCUCUGCGCUCUGCCCGCCGGCUCUCGUCUUCACGCCGGUGACGUUGGUUUUAACCUGCCGCCUGCCCCUAGCCUCGCCUGUGUGACGCUCGAGAUGGUCCAUCUAUGCUCGCUUUACAUCUCCCUCACACUGUGGCAGCCACUCUCCAGGAACUGCAGCGCUUGUGCUAUCUCCCCCUCUCUAAUCUCUGUCUGUCUAGUAUCAACCUCUGUGAUGUUUGCAUGUAAUCUUGUGCCUGAGAAUGCACUACACACAACAAUACCCCCCAACCACACACACACACACACACACACACCCCAAAUCAGUAUUUCUUGUCCUGCGAACGUGAUGUGUGUCCGUCAGUGUGGUUUUUGCACUGUUGAACAUGUGCCACACGUUUUUUUCUUCUUCCGCCAGAGAAAUUGGCUUCGGGCAGCGUGGUCCAUACAUUUCCGCCAUCCCAUGGCCCACCUCAUUUCAAAUCCCUGAUGGGUUUUUCACACCGUCGUCAGGGCACCUUUAGAGAAAUGCAUAUCUAGAGCUCUCAAAAAAGAAUCCCAUCUUGUUUUUUUAGUGCUUCAGAGUAAGAGCUGAGACAGUAUUUAAAACAAUAACACAUAAUGCCAAAAUGACUGGUGUUUUUUUUUUUAAGUACAUUGUGUGUACUUUUCUGUUCUGUUCUAUUGAGACAUUUCAGGAAAUUUGUUCCCUUUGCGAACCUGUUUUCAGUGUUUAGGAUAAUGCUUGGUAUCUAUUCGGAGUGGAAAAAUGCUGACUAGUCAGAAGAAGAACUCUAAUCCAUCUUCCGUCAAACUGUCGAAACCCUCCUCGUGCUCUGGCGUGCGUGCGCGUGCGCGCGAGGCUCCCGUGUAUGAACGAGCCACAUCGUGCCUGCACCUCCUCAUCUAUUGUUUUCUUCCUUCUUGAGCCAACAGAAACUAGCAGCUACAGUCCUUAAGACAUGUGCCAGACUAGACAGUCGUUUUUUUCUCUUUUUUUCCGCCAACCACUUUCGGAGGCUAACUAGCUCGCCUGCAUUCUCAUCAUACCGACGCAUACCAACGCUUGUUUGUCUCUUGCACACUCCGAGUGUCUGAUUUCCCUGGCCUCAAUCCCAGCACUGCAUCCAAGACUAGUGUGAAUAACUUAUUUACUGAUCCAACCAGAGAUCUCUGAAUUGACACAUUUUAGGGGAUGCAUUGAGGCUGCGUGAGCGUUGCGUGAGCGCGUGCUCACGAGUCUCAAGUCUUGUGUUGUCGUUGAGGCGAGGGAAGCUGUUCACUGUGUGCACCGACAUGAGACGCUUGUGGCGUUCUGGGUAUGUGCUUUGGGAACCUCAAUGAAGGAACAAAACACAGGUCUUUUGGACUCCUUUCUUCGAAUAGCUAGCUGCUUAAAGAGCCCUGCACUCUGUGAGGUACUUCUCUUAAUGCUUGUCUGAAAGGGGUUUGUUGAGACGGAGUCGACGUCAAGCUUGACCCGAAUCUCUCCUGCUGGUUGAAGAAGCCAGCAAUUCUUUAGUUUGAUUUGUUUUUAUGGUCAGGCAGAUGUUCGGUGGAGAGUCACACUUUCCGCGGAGCGGAGAGAGAUUUGUUUUAGUAGUCCGUGUGAUAACGAGCCUCUACAGGGUUUCUAGAUCGACUACCAUCAGUUUGAAAGCAUGCCAAACGCAUGUGAGGUGUGUGAUUCGUGCCACUUUACCUACCAAGGUUUUGUUCACCUUCUCCAAGACAUUUCAAGUGCGGUCGUGCUCUUAGAAUCAUUUCAGGAAGCAUACACAUUGCUUUUUAGAAUAUUCCAAAUAGGUUAGUAAAUUGCAAAAAAUGGAAAAACCAUGAAGACAAACCAACCAUCAAGCAGAAGCUGUAGAACUGAAACGGCCAAAUGUUGUGAUGAGACAUAUAUAAAUACCUUUUUAAGCAAACAUUUUAAAGAGUAAUAUCUCCUUGGGUCUGUCUGAUUUUCAGUGAUGCUAUCUUAGAUGCAGUCUUAAAAAUGUGGGUGUGUGAUGGUGUGUGUGUGUGGGAGGAGAUUACUUUUGAGUGCAUACGUUGGGCAUUCCUUAAAACCCAGGAAGAAGGGCCACACCUUCUCCAGGAGACAAUAGUCCAAGCAAUGUUGGGGUUUUUUUUUUGGUUUUUUUAAAGAAAACAAAAUGAUAAAAAAAAAAAAAUAGAAUUCCACCUCAUUCACGGGAAGUCUGUAACACACUGUAAAAUGUUCCGUUUGGACUUUCCCCAGUGUACUCGUCUGUCUGACUGUGACUGUACUUUCACAUCAUGUAAGUUGUGUACAGGUGUGUAUGCUUAUGAGUGAGUGUGUUCUAUUGAUGGCCUUUUUUUUUAUAAGAAAUGAAAAAUAUGUGUAAAAAAGAUUGUAUAGUGAUGAACCGUGGGGAACUGGACUUAUUUUUUUCUGUGUAUGCUUUUUAGUGUCUGCUCUAGUGUAUGCAAGUGCAGUGUGUGUGUGUGUGUGUGUGUGUGUGUGUGUGUGUGUGUGUGUGUGUGUGUGUGUGUGUGUGUGUGUGUGUGUGUGUGUGUGUGUGUGUGUGUGUGUGUGUGUGUGUGUAUGAGUGUGAAGAAUGGUGGUUCUUACUGAAUCUUACCACCAUGCUGUCAUGACUGAGGUACAGGGAUUUGGUACCGGGGUUAGCCUGUGGUCUUUAAGCCGUCCCCAAAGACACAUACACACACACACACACACAAAGAGUGCCAUCUUUUCAGUCAGUCACAACUGUCCUGUUCAGAAAUCUGCAAUAUGUUUGGCAGUUUACACACAAAGAAUUGUGACCAAUGAGCAAUCGCCAAGUCAAUACGCACAUUGAUGUUGUUUUUUGUUUUGUUUUUAACAACAGUCUCCUCAAGUGCUUUGGAAAGAACCAAUCAGGUUGAGUUUCGACUUGAGUUUUUGUCAUGUAUUUCGCCAGUGCCAUUAUUUUGUUUUAUUUUAUUUUAUUUUUAUUUUAUUUUCGUUUAUCGUACGCAUAGCUUCUCUGAGAGUAACACACAUCUCCAGCGCCACCCAGAGGCCAUAUCCACAGUGUUCUACACUUGUCCGUGUUUGUGUGUGAAGUGUGUGUGGGGGCCAUGCGUUUACUGACGCAGUACCUGACGUAGCCCAGGCGCUGGGCCAUAUCUGGCCCAUAGCUGAGCGGCUGCUGUCUGGUGUCUGCUGUUAUCUUUUAAAAUGGCCUGGCCACGUUAUUGUGAAAAGGGUACUGUUGGACGCGUUUUCUUUGUGUAUCUUCGUUCCUCUCAUGGUUUGUGUGUAACUGCUAAAUAACCCUGUCAGCUCUGGGUGUUGCUUCGGGACCACAGGCUAGCCGCAUAGACUUUUAUUUUAGUUUAAGCCAAGUCCUCAACAACUCCUUGCAGUCUUGGACUUGGCGUUGAGCUGCCUACUAGGAAAAGCCCUAGCCCUGUUGUACUACUGUGCUAAGCUACUGGUACCUGUUUGUCCAAAAAAGACCACAGUUGCAUUAUUAGACGAUGGAAAAAAAUGGUCUAGUUGUGAUCCACCACCUUGUCAGUUUAAAUAUGUUGUAUACAGUUUUUUUCUUUUUUCUUUUUUUAUUAAAUGAGAUGUACAGUAUAUUUAUGAAGUUUGGUUGAUAUCAUUACAUUACACUGCUUCUCAAAACUUUAAUUUAUUUUCACGCUGGAUAUAUUUAGAUUUUUUUUUUUUUUUUCAUUUUUUUUUUCAGGUAGCUCCAUAAUAAGUUAGCAGUGUAAAAGUAAGGCUGGACAAACUUCGGGUUGUAAUCUUUCCAUUUUUUGUAGAUGCUAUCAAUUGUUGACUGUUGCAUAUUGUACCAUAAAACUGAAUGCGUAAUCCACAGCUGGAAACUGUGUUUCAAAACCGAGAAAAUUAAAGCUUUGUCAAACCACA